Molecule: messenger RNA, 6063 nt
Organism: Botrytis byssoidea
Lineage: Eukaryota; Fungi; Ascomycota; Leotiomycetes; Helotiales; Sclerotiniaceae
Exons: 3
Coding region: 1-6063 (2020 amino acids)
Source: RefSeq, a predicted model, not a curated record
AUGGAUCGAUCUAGGGGACGGGGAAGGCCAUUACCCGCUGAAAACAGAAGAGAGGUUCCAGAUCAAGCUAAGACCAGGAGUGAUAUAUCGCUGCCUGCAGGUGUUGGUAAUCCAAGUCGUGAUCGUCAUGGACGGAUGGCAGAUCAACAAACGAGAAAUAUAGACAAAAAGAACGGAGGGGAUAAAUAUCGAACUCACAGCAAGAAAUUCUUCACAAAAGGUCGAGUAUUCAGCACAGCAUUUGAAGAUGAAGAUGGAUCAUCGAAUCAAAAUUUUCUUAUCAUAAGGGAAGCCCAGGAAACUCCGGACGAUAUUGGAACUCAUUGUACAUGCCUCUCAGUGACGCCCUUGAGAAAAGACUUGGACUUGUCAGAAUGUGGGCUUCUUCAUGCCAGCUCAACCCAACCUCCAUCGAUAAGGGGAGUAAAAUUUAAACCCCUCCAAGUCGAUGUUUCAAGGGAUACUCGAUUCGAUGCGCCCAUGUUGGUUAAUUAUAUACAGAUGUUCAACGUGGAUACUAAUUCGGAGGUUAAUGAUAUUGGGAAACUACAGCCAGAAUCUAUACAAGAUUUGAUGGAUAAUUUCAAAGAUUCCUUGUUUGACUCACCGCAAGAUAAAGAUGGAAGAAGUAAUAAGCACGGGAGAAGGAAAGGUAGGGGUGAAGAUGAGAGCUCACGAAAACCACCGCAUGGACAUAGAGAGCCUAGUAAACCACACUCAAAGGCACCAACAGCAUCCAACACACGCUAUGCACCCUCGACUGCACUUGGUUCUAGUUCUGUACCCAAUGGCUCGGAAGCUACAAGUAGAAGAUCCAAUUUACGUAACCUUGAUGUGCCGGAAAAUACAAAACGGCAACAGCCAAAGGGGUCGUCUCAUGGUUCCGAUGAACUAGAGGAGGAUCUAGAUUUACCAACGAGAGCAAGGGAAGCAGAAAACAGACGGUUACAAGAUGCUAAGGAUCAUCCACGAAGAGGCGGUCCUCUAACAGUGGACCAACUUCGUGGUACCAAGGAUCGCCACGAGAGAGACAACCCUGCAAAACGAAGAGAAGAAGGAGAAAUGCCAAUGGGAUCCUCACGUGCAGAUACAGAACGAGAUGGAGGAGAUGAACGGACAGAUAGACCGGGGAUGAAUUUGUUACCACAUUCACCUACUAAGCGAAAUAUGAAUCAUCGCAAGGAUGGCGACGAUAUCACAAAAGCCUCCAGUACUGGUGUCCCGGUUCCAAUUCCGAUGGGUGAUUCUUCGGAUAGAGGUAAGCAACGGGAUAGAAACAAUACAGGAGUCCCACGGGAGAAUACAUCAUCACGCAAAGAAGACGCCCUUAGAAGAAAUGAUAACCUACGAAAAGACGCUGACCGACCUGGAAACUCUCGAUCUCGUCCUCAAUCUCCUGAUAGAGCACUUAACGAUAGAGGACAAGCUUACGGUUCAGAUUGGGAAGAAAAUGACUCGUUUCAUGGAAGACGCGGCCAGAAAGGAAGAGAUGCGCCAUAUGAUGCAAGAAACUUUCCACUUCCAAUAGGUCGAAGAGACGAUCCAACCGAUGGAACUUCUAGACGUGGUAUUCCUCCUGAUGAAAUUCGCGGUCGUCCUGGAGAUUUAAGCAAUGGGCGUUCCAUGCCAGGUAUUGAUGACAGAGGACGCCCACUAGACAGAGCAGGACAUGAUCCCCGCUCAAUGUCCACCGAGACGAGUUUACCAGGCAGAUCUCGACCUAAUGGAUUACCUGGACGUGAUGGAAGAAUGAAUCCUGCCACUGGCGGUAGACCACCUGGAAAAGCACCUGAUCGCAGAUCCAUGUCAAAUUAUCCACCACAAUCUCGCUCAAAUGGGCGUGAUCAUCCUCAAUCUAAUUUAGAUGAUAGUCGACGAAUGCGACCCCCAGGAUAUGGUACUCCUGAUCGAUCUGAUCCUAAAUCAAAUAAUCGCCGUUCCAUCUCUCCACGACGUCCUGCACCUUCCGGUGGCCAUUCGAGACCGCCGGGAGGUGGUUCAGGUGGUGCACCAUUCAGAUCUCAGCCACUGCCGUCUUCUCAUGGUAGAGGACCUCCUCCUGGCAGAGGGCUGCCAUCAUCAGGCGGUAGAGGACCCCCUGGGAGAGGGCCACCGCCAUCGGGUGGUAGGGGACCGUCUGGUAGGGAUAGUUCUCCUAGAAGACAUUUGCCACCAUCAAAUGCUUCUGGUUAUAGAUCUCCAGGUGGCGGUCGAUCACCCAUGGGUGGUUCGUCGCCAAUGUCAAGAGGACCUCCAGGUGGUGGAUACUCUGGGGGUAGAUCACCGGGUGGAGGUCGUUCUCCUAUGGGUGGUCGCUCUCCUAUGGGUGGUCGUUCUCCUGUAGGUGGCUCAUCGCCAAUGUCGAGAGGACCUCCUGGUGGUAGACCUCCGGGUCCAUCGUCGCCGAUGUCUGGUGGUGGCUCACCUCGUGGAUCUCCUGGUAGUCUGUCACCGGGAGGUUCGAUAGCAGGUGAGUCACCAGGGAUGUCACCCGGAGGAUCACCUGGAAGUUCUCCUAUUGAGUCACCAGGCGGCUUACCAGAGUCUCCUGGAGGAUCCCCUGUGGAAUCACCUCUUCAAUCUCCAGGUAGCCGCCCGGGCUCCCCAAUAGAGUCUCCAAUGGGGUCUCCAAUGGGGUCUCCAAUGGGUUCCCAAAUGGGAUCUCCGAUAGGAUCACGGAGAGAUUCUAUGGCAAGUGGAUCUUAUGUCGGUUCGCCUCAAGAACGAUCUCCAAUGGGAGGCUCUUCAUAUCGCUCGCCAAUGGUCAGUGGACCCCCAAGUCCUGCAAUGUCCGGAAGAUCGCGAUCGCUAAGUCCUCCACCUCGCGGAAGGCUUCAAUCUGGCGGAUUUUCUCCAGGGCCGGGCUCUCCCAGAAGUUCUGGUCCUGGAGCUAGGUCUAGACCCGGUGGUAGAGGUGUCAGAAGAAGAGGCCCAAAAGGAAAAUCUAGAGGGCCUGCCAAUGGUAGACAACCACCUUCAAGUGGAGCUAAUAAUGAAGAGCCAUGUAUGGGUGAUGAUGAUGGGUGCGGGUGUUGUGAGAAUGGCUUUGCUGCUUGGUGGAAAAGUGUUGUAGACUGGUGGAAUGGUGUUGGACAAGAAGAAUGGAUUCAAAUGGAAGAUCAGAAAGAUAAUGGAAAACAAAAAUCCGAACCAGAUCAAGGUCCAGAAGAUGAAGAUGCAAAAUCAGUCACCAGCGGUGCAGAGCCUGGUAGUCCUUCAUCGACAAAGGACCCAUUUCAAGAUGGACAUGAAGACGGUCAGGAUGAUGAAAGCACUGCGGUUGGUUCAGAUGAGGAAAAUAGUGGCGAUGAUCCUGAUGGCGAAAGCGAAGAUGAAAAUGGUUCUGAUCAAGAAGAACCUGAUGAUGAUGCUAGCUCAAACUCUGAUGCAGGAUCUGACCAGGGAAGUGAGGAUGAAAUAGAACCUGAUGAUUCUUCUGAUGCAGGUUCGAGGCGCUCAUCUACAGCAGUAGCUUCUGAGCUUGAUCAUCAAGAUUCUGUUCGCGAGCCUGCUGAUGAUCAUUCUCAAAAUCCACCAAACAGUAAUUACCCUGCAAACGAGAAUUCUUAUUCUGCGAAUAACCAGUACAUGGAAACUCCACAAGAUUCUUACAGCUAUCUUCCCAAUGACGAUCGCUCUUACAUGGGUCAACACAAUUACGCACCCCAAAAUAGUUACCUAACCAAUCCAAGUGAUAUGCCACCUCAAGAGCUAGAUAGUGCAUACCCAGCCGCUCAUUCCGCCAAAUCCACAGCAACAGCCUUUCCCUCCAUCCCCGAAGAUGCAGCAGAACUAGCAACAGACAAUAGUGAGCCGCCGAAUCCACCACCCUAUGCUCCCGUACCCUCAACACCUCAACAACUCUCACGACCUCGCUCUACUCGCUUCGAACUUGCGUGCGAACGUGAUCCUGUAGAAUUAGAAGUCCCUCCCAUGCCGACCACGCGUGGGAAAUCUGAACUUUUUCUUCCACCAAGUUUGACGCCUGGUGUGGCUACUGCUCCUCACAAUGCUUUUUCGCCGUUCUCAGCGAUGGGAAGUGCUAGAACACCUUCUCCUUUUCAACAUCCUCCCAUGCCUCAGAUUCAAAGUUCUUGGGCUCCUCCACAACAACAAACACAUUUCCCCCCUUAUCAAUCACAGGGUCCACAAGCGAAUUUCGGUUCUUCGCAAUCCCAAGCUCAAGCUCAAGCUCAACCGCAAUUACGAUCCGGAAUGAAUUAUGCGCCACAAGUUCCACAAGCUCCGCUUCCUACUUACCCAGGUGCUCAGAGAUAUGAUACAAGAGGUAAUCAAUUCCACGAGCAAGCUAUGCGUCAGCCUUCUCCACAUCAGCAACAAAUGAGGGGUACGCCACCUCCUGUAGUACCGGCUAGGAGUGAAAUGAGGCCACCCAGUUUUCCGCCGCCGUUAAAUUCUGCCAGAGGUGUAGAUGGGGCUGGAGUGAGUUCUGGAAAGGAUGGAAGAGGUGCAAGGGAAGGGAAUGGCAAGCGAGGAGGUCAAGAUCCGAGAGGUAAACAUUCAAAAUCCGUAAAUCCAAGUCGAAGACAUCAGGAUCCAAGAAAAAAGGCUCUACCGUCUAGAAGCCACAGACAAUCCUAUUCAGAAAGUGAUUCAGAAUCUGGAUCAGACAUGGACUCGGAAUCAGAAUCAGACUCAGAUUCAGAUGACGAAUCAGGAAGUGAUGAUGAACAUGGAUAUAAUCGUCAAAGAGGUAUGGAUGACGAAAGUGAUAGUGAUGAUGACAGCGAUCUUGAUAGUGGAUUUGGAACUUAUGAUGAUGAUUUGGUUGCGAGAGAAGAUGAUAUGCAAUCGAACUUUGGGGGUCCGGGGUCUCAAGGUCCGACUAGGAUGGAUCCUAGAGCGGGGACGGGAAAUAUGCAAGUUCCUCCUCCUCCGCCUGCUCCUGCCCCUGGACCUAUAGCAGCCCCACCCCAAGCCUAUAUGGAUGCUAGAGGAGUAGCAGAAUUCAAUUACGGUGCACCGAAUCCAAAUUAUGGCGCACCAAACCCAAACUAUGCUGCGUCAAAUCCCUACAUCGGACAAAAUCAGAUGCAAAUGCAAACGCCCCCGGAUCAAUAUCGAUAUCAAAAUAGGCAACCUCAGAUUCCUAGACCAGCACCUACAGUGCAUAUGCAAAUGCAUAAUCCAUAUCAAAGGCCAGGUGAUAUACCACAUAACCCUCAUAUGCCACCACAAGCUCCGGGACAUAAUCAAUAUAAUAGACCGGAUGAUAUGUACAACAAUCCUUAUGGAGGUCCCGAGCAACAAUAUCAACAACAUCAGAAACAACCGGCGCCUCGUGCACCACACCAACCUCAGCCGUCAGCUAACAUACCAGAACAAUCUCGAAGACAAAAGCCUGAGACCCAAAAAUCUCGGCCACAUAAGGGAGUAGAAGAGAGCCAAAGAGACGUUCGCGGAGACAAAAAAUCAAAGGAGAAGAAUCAUCAUGUCGAGAAACCUCGUGUGGAGAAACCACGCAAGAAGGAACGACCUCCUAUACCUAUGAGUCCGGCAGAAUCAGUAAAUCUCGAGCCUGAUGAUGAAAUGAGUCCGAGCCCGUCAAGACAGUCACCCUUUGAGCAAGAAAAUGAGCACGAACAAAUGAGAGAAGAGCACGAUAGUGAUAGAGAGAAUGGUAGCGAUGAUGAUUCUGGACCGGAAGAAGAUCCAGAGCCCGAUUCUGGUUCUGAUGGUGAAGAAAGUGAUGGGGAAGAAGGAGAAGAGGAGGAUCAUCCAGGUGCGAAUGAAGAUGGAGAGAUGGAGAGUGAUGCUGAAAGCUUAGCACCUCCGUCUCCAUCUCCGGUCCAGGAAAAGAAAGAGGGAAAACGACGGGGAGAGGGUGAUAAGAGUAGAGGUGGAAAUAGAAAAGAAAGUGGAAAAGGAAAGGAAAGAUCGAGAGGAGGAAAACAGGGUGGAAGGGGUGAGAGGAGUGGAAGAGAAAGAAAUGGCAGGGGGAGAGAUAGAAGAGGGAGGGGAAGAGAAGAUGGAGUGGAUGUUGGGGGAAAAUUGAAGAAAACUUGGGAUUUUUUGAAGAAGUUGGAUUAUCAUGAGAAGUGA